AUGGCAAAAAGGAAAGAAGGGAGGAGGAGUCUUAAGGGUCUACGGGGGAGGGGAAACUCGUGGUGGCCCAAAAGCAGGGCCUGCAGUGGUCGUCAGCGUAGCGAUUUGGGACCCUGCGAGGCACUUCGCGGUGUUGCUGGCUUGGUGCGGCGGUCAAGAGGGGAGGAGAAGAUUGGCAAAAGGGAUGACCGUGAUGGUUGCAGGCGGGAUUGGGAUUCGGCUGUGAUGCGAUUCAGAGAGGAUAAAGACCGGCUGUGGAGAGUGGGGGAUGCUUGUGGCGCGACCAAAGUCCGUGAUGGCUGGUCGCGCGGUGAUCUAGGUGACCCACGGUGGUAG
Sphenostylis stenocarpa is the source of this 336-nucleotide messenger RNA. NCBI's taxonomy places the organism in Eukaryota, Viridiplantae, Streptophyta, Magnoliopsida, Fabales, Fabaceae. The record is from the annotation of a GenBank genome assembly.